CUUCCCAGCACUGCCGCCACCUGCGCUUUCCAACACUGAAGCUGGCAAAAAAUAAAAAACCCAAGCGUUGAAUUUACCGAGUCGCCGUCUCGAAUCAGCAUAAUUCCACAGCCAUUAUUCUCAAUUCCGAUCGGAAUCGGCGAAAAAUAAAGACACUUCGAAAGUCUCGGAAUUCAUAGGACUUCAGAAUAAACACUGCAAUCUAAAUCACCAUGUCGCACACCAUCCUACUGGUUCAGCCGGGCGCCCGUCCGGAAACCCGCACCUACUGCGACUACGAGAGCGUGAACGAGUGCAUGGAGGGCGUGUGCAAGAUCUACGAGGAGCACCUGAAGCGACGCAACCCGAACACCCCGACCAUCACCUACGACAUCAGCCAGCUGUUCGACUUCAUCGACACCCUGAUGGACAUCAGCUGCAUGGUGUACCAGAAGAGCACCAACACCUAUGCCCCCUACAACAAGGACUGGAUCAAGGAGAAGAUCUAUGUGCUGCUGCGCCAGGCGGCCUUUAGUCCCAAUGCCUGAGGAAGGCGAAACCAGAGAAUACCAAAUAACCAGAUCAUAAACUAAGGAGAGGCAUCAACUGAGGAGGACGACAACACAGGACCACCAUGCCACUCGGAGGCGAUGGAGGCCUCGCAGGGGGGAACGCUGCUGCUGACUACACCCACAUUACACCGACUACGGACAGCAGAAGACAAUGCAAACACAAAGAGAACGAGAAACUGUUUAACUUAGAAAUGGAAAACUUACUUUACACGUGCUAAUAUAAUGUAUAUACACCCAACAACUGA
Molecule: messenger RNA, 796 nt
Organism: Drosophila suzukii
Lineage: Eukaryota; Metazoa; Arthropoda; Insecta; Diptera; Drosophilidae
Gene: e(r)
Product: enhancer of rudimentary
Source: RefSeq, a predicted model, not a curated record